AAUUACUUUCGGGUUUCGUUCUCGAUAUUAGCAUAUAUUACACAUGUAGUUUCACAAUAGACUCGCCAUUUCGCACUAUAUUUUGGAGAAAUAAAACAAUUAUUAAAAAAAAUAGGGUAGAAGAAUUUAUCGUCUCGAUAUCCAACCCUCACCAACCAGGCGCCAUCAUUCACGAUUUAGUGCUUCGCUGUUUCGCACGUUGCUUUUAGCAUUAAAAUUAAAUUAGCGUUUCUUUUGCGUGUUAAAAGUAUAUCAUCGGUUUUAAACCAUGCCGAAACGAAAAAGUGAUGAAGAUGAUUACGAUUAUCUUGAAAAACAGUUACGAAAAUUAAAACGUAGAAUUAAAAGUAGGCGUAACCGCCGUCGUGAUAGUUCUUUGUCUUCGUGUAGUGAUGGUGUUUCGCUUCAUGACCCGCGGGAAUGCGAAUCAAUCGCCAACGUUGACAAUGACGUCAUCGAACCCGAACCGGGGUGUUCCUAUUGGAACGAUUACUGGCCGGUACCGGACCCAAGCGACGGCGUCGAUGAUUUCGAACACCCCGCGCCUGCCGCGGCCAAGUCGCCGCCUCCCGUUGCCGCCGCCGUACCUGUACUUACUACCACCGCCGCAACCUUGCCGUCCGCUGUCGUAGUUACCGGGCAGUCGCUUGCCCCUGCUUCAGUGCCGGCGCUCACCGCUGGCGCUAUACCUCCACUUGUUGAUGCUGCCGCGCUUUUAGAGGCACAGCAGCUGGCACAAGCAGCAGUUGAAACACCAAAUGCGACUAUUGACCCGGAUUUGUUAGCAAUACUAGGCGAAGACCCAACUGUCAUAAAAGAAUACGGUGACGAUAUACAGAGUGACCUGGCAAUCAGAUUAAAUCAUUUGGCCACUUCAGGUCUUACUAAAGAGAGCCGCGCAGAGAUUAAAGAUAAAUAUCUGAUCCCCGGAAAUUGUAAAAUGAUUAAGGCUCCAACUCUUAAUCCAGAGAUACGAGCAUCCUUGAUUGAAAGCCAGGCCAAACGUGACAAAGGUAUAGAAAAUAAGCAGGUUUUAAACUCCUGCGCUUUGUCGUCUCUCAGUAAAGCUAUCACACUUCUUAUUACAUCUGACAGCAAAAACCAGGAAGUCCUUAGAUUAUUAAUGGAUACAGCGCGAAUCUUAAGUGACAUACAACAUAGUGAUUCAAUGUUACGCAGAUUUUUUAUUCUGUCAACGGUGAAAAAAGAGCUGAAAGAUCAACUAGAGAAGACGAAAAUUGAAGAUUUACUUUUCGGCAGCAAUUUGGUGGAAACCUUGAAGUCAGCAAAAACUAUUAGUAAAACCGGGGCAGAUAUGAGGUCCUCUGGACCUACAAAUACUAAGGAUGCGGAGCCUAAACAAACAAAAAUGAUAAACAAGGCUUUAAACGGACGAGGCCCCCCUGCAAAUCGCAGACCGCAUGCAUCGGGGGGGACUCGGAACUGGCGGUCGGCGAAUCCACCUGCGACUUCGAGGCAAACGACGACGAGGCACCGCAGCCACUCGAGGACAUCGCCGCGUCAUCAAUAUACACGUCACAGACGUUAGUCCUGGUAAUGCACGGUAAGCCUGCUAGGCGAUUUUCUCAUUUUCACCACGAGUGGACUACUAUCACUAACAACCCAGUCAUACUUGCUUUGAUAAAGGGUUCUGAAAAAUCUUUCACAUAACCAGUUAUUCAAACUGUCAUCCCCAAAGAACCAACAUAGGUAUUCGCAAUCUGAAUAUAAAUCAUUUGAAGAUUCUCAUUGCGAAUGUUAUGUCUUCCUUGCUGCUGUGCUGUGUCAUUAUGUGUUUUUUGUAUCGAAAAAUACAUUUCAAGUAUUUUUCCUUAUACCUAAACCUAAGCAUUUAAUUUAAUACUAAAUUUAAAACACAGCAUUUAAAAAUUAGAAAGGCAAUAAACAGUUAUGUAAGCAAAAUAGUAGCGAUGAUAAUUCCUCGGAGACUUACACAGAUGUCUCAACAACGGGGUGGGGAGCAGCUUGUGGAUAUGAUACAGCUAGUGAUCUAUGGGAUAAACAUGAAAGCUCCUUAUAUAUAGAUUGCCUCGAGAUUCUGGCAGCCUUCAUAGGGCUUAAAGUUUUUUUUUUUUUUUCAAAUAUUUCUGCGCAUAGAAUAUGUUCCCUUUCUUCAAGAGACUGUUUAUUUCGAAAUCCUUUGAUUUCCCGACCUUACGAUGAAUUAAUUAUUUUUCAUUGUAGCGAUCGUGCAAUUCAUCGCUGGAUUACGCUGGUUGUCGGGAAGCUAUUCGGACGUCGCUACUUCUUAGGGGAGUCCCAGAACCAUCUAUUCCUACAAUUAUAGCGUCUCUUUCAGACAACACACUCAAACAGUACGAUACUUGUUUUAAAAAAUGGUUCUCAUACUGCAAAGAGAAGGGCAUUAAUGUUUAUAAGGCAUCAGAACUUGAAGUUUUAAGUUUUCUAACGUAUGUCUAUGAAAGAGGCGCUAGGUAUGGUACCAUCAAUAGCUGCAGAUCAGCAUUGUCCUUGUUAUUUAAUCAAGAUGUAACUAACAAUGAUUUAAUCAAGCGAUUCCUUAAAGGUGUAUUUCGU
Molecule: messenger RNA, 2559 nt
Organism: Cydia pomonella (codling moth)
Lineage: Eukaryota; Metazoa; Arthropoda; Insecta; Lepidoptera; Tortricidae
Exons: 2
Coding region: 269-1549 (426 amino acids)
Source: RefSeq, a predicted model, not a curated record